Molecule: messenger RNA, 5970 nt
Organism: Octopus bimaculoides (California two-spot octopus)
Lineage: Eukaryota; Metazoa; Mollusca; Cephalopoda; Octopoda; Octopodidae
Product: tuberin
Biological process (GO): positive regulation of GTPase activity; negative regulation of Wnt signaling pathway; regulation of small GTPase mediated signal transduction
Cellular component (GO): cytoplasm; TSC1-TSC2 complex; nucleus
Molecular function (GO): GTPase activator activity
Source: RefSeq, a predicted model, not a curated record
GUGGUGGCUAGUGUCACGUGCUGAUAUGAUUGCUGCUGCCGGAGUAGGAGGAGUAGGAGGAGUAGGCGGAGGAAAAGAGAGAGAAUGAGCGAAGAUGUCACGACCAGGCAAGUCGGAGGAGAAAUUCAAAGACAAAUUCAGGAAUCUGUUCAAUUUUCGCAACAGAUCACCCCCUGCCGCUCAGAAAUCUGAAGUGAAAAAAGAAUUUGUCUUUACUUUUGACAUUCUGCAGGAUAUUGGACCAAAAACCGAGAAGAGUAAACGCAUCAAUCUCAUCAAAAGUCUUAGUGAUGUAGUUGUAAGGAAAUCACUAGAAGAGAAUGCUGUGGCUGCCAUAUGGCAAGCUAUCAAAGAUUUGGUAGAAUCUCCUGUUACAGAAGACAGGCAUGUUGCAUUAGCUUUCCUGUUACAUCUUAUCAAGGGGCAGAAAGAACAUUUGGGACUGUUGCGAAGUCAUUUUUUUAAUAUCAUAAAACAUUUAACAAAUCCUGAAGAUUUCGGUUAUCGAUUAGAAUUAUUUUCUACGCUCACAUCAAAUGGCAAGAAUUUGACCUAUUUUGAAGCAGAAACUGCUCAUUUGCUGGCAAUAUUGAUUCAGGAAAUUACCAAAUUGACCUACAUCUCAAAUUUUCUCACUUUAGUCGUAAAUGCAAUCUUAAAUAAUGUCGGCUAUUUUGAUGAACAGUCUUUAUCAACUAUCAUCCAGUCAACAUGUAUGUUGAUUACCAAAGUCAAAAAUUUAAAUGAUAUUAAGCAAUGUGUAGAACUUUUGGGUUUGGUUAUCGAUCUUCAAUGUGUUCCAGCAAAUUGUUUAACCUAUAUUGUCACAGUAUUAUGUCGCACACUUAAUAUCCGCAAUAAUGCAACCACAAGUUGGGAGGUGAUGAGGAAGUUGCUAAGUACACAUCUUGGCCAUCAUGUAAUUCACAUUAUGUGUUGUCUGCUGGAAGAAAAAAACCACCCCAUCGAUGAGCAAGUGCUUCGAGCAGCUGUCUAUUAUUUGGGUAUGGCUCUCUGGGGGUCAAAGAAAGUGACAAGUCUCAGUCAGCCACCAUCAUCUGUGUUACCUUCUUUUAGACAGGUACUAGAUUGUGGAAGUCAACUAGUAGCAUUUGAAGUCACUCUUAGUCUUGGUCAUUUGGUGAAGAGAUAUGGUCAAAUAUUGACCUAUGCUGGAUGGGAUAUAGUUUUGGAUAUUUUAAGUACAUUGUUGAAAAACCCUGAAUGGUCUCCGCCAAGCCAAGUGUCAAUGGAAGAAAGCUUACACAGUAUUUUGACAGAUAUCGAAACUCUUCAACUACAUCGACUUUACAGUGGCUCUACGACUAAGUUAUUUUGUAUUAUAGAAUCUUGUGCAACAAAAAGACCUGCAGCAUCUGUAAUAUCUUUGAUAGAUCAUACAGCUGAAAGUUUACAUCCUGGAGAAGAGAAUUGGAUAGAAAACCUUCAGCAACUUUUAGAGAAAUAUUUUAGCCAUGAAAUCCGUACAGAAAUCAGAAUAAAGGCACUUGAAGUCCUCUCCAAUGUGUUAUCAGUCAAUCGUCAAAUGUAUGAAGAUAAACUUGUGGAAAUUGUGAGCACAUUUCUUCAUCGUUUGGAAACUGACCCAGAUUCUGCUGUGCGUAAAGCUGGCGCUGAACUCUUGUUAAGUAUUGUUCCUUACAGCCGGCAUCAUAAAUACUUACUGGAAAUAAUUUAUAGGGUAAUAAAGAAACCUGUGCAGUUGUGGUUACAAUCAAUUGAGGGACAGAACGUCAAGCACCAUUUAAAUGACCCUUUGGUGGGAGACACACGAGAACUUGUGAAAGCUAUGGUGGACACUUUUAAGGCUAAAAUUCUCAGUCCACCAGGUAGCUGUUGCCUUUGUAUAUAUAAUUUAUUAGUACAGUAUGCAUCGUUCCAGUACUCUCACCCUUUAUUGGUCACAACUGGUGGUGAAAUCCGAUGUAGUAUAAUUGAAUGUCUUCUGUUAUUACGCUGCAACAGUAAAUACCAAAUAGGGCUGGCAGAAACACCAGACAGCAGAAAAGUUUCUUAUAGUCCACAUCUGCUUUGUAAAAUAAACCAACAGUAUGGGAUAAAUCGAAGCCCACCUGCAACACCCACCCACCAAGCUUCAGCAUUAUCUGUUCAGAAUUCAGUAUCUGUUAUUGAUUUUUCACAAACCCUGCUACUUUUUAGUGAUUGUCUGAAGCAUGAAAGGGAUUGGAAUGUGUGGAAAUGUUUUUUGAAUCUUUUCCCAAACCUAUUACGAAAUAAAACUUUAGUUCUGUCUGAGAGAGGACAAUUGAUUGAUUUGCUGUGCCACAGUCUCUGCAAUUUAAUCACAGACCGUAAUCUGGGUUUACCUAGAAAAUUAAUAAAAAGCCCGUCCAAGUUUACUACAUCUGAUUUCCAAGCUGCGGUAUUUCCUGUCCUCAGUGCCAUAGUAACUUACCAGAGUGAUUUACAAAGAUCUCGACAGAUGGAAUUAAUAAACUGCUUUAAGAUAGGUCUGGUGUCAAGGUGUCCUCAGCUGUGUAUGAAUGCACUUCGAAUGUGUGCCUUUGAGAUGCCUGAUGCCAUGACAAGGUUUCUCCCAGAUAUCAUCCUUUCUCUCAGUAAAAUUUCUUCCACUAUCUAUAUGGGAAUUCCUGUACUUACCUUUUUAUCAACAAUUGUUCGUUUUCCUAAUCUGUAUAUGAGUUUUACUUCUGACCAGUAUUUGAGCAUUUUUGCUAUUGCAAUGCCUUAUACAAAUCCCUUUAAAUUCAGUCAUUUUAUGGUCUCAUUAGCAUAUCAUGUGAUAGCUGCUUGGUUUACUCACUGUCGGGUUGAGUGGAGGUGGCAUUUUGUAAAGUAUGUCCAGAAAAGUUUGAGUAGAUAUGUACAGCAAGAAUUUGAAGAAAAUGCCAAGCAAAGAUUAAAGAACUGUGAUACUAGUCACAGCCCAGGGAGCAGUAACAGUGCCAUCCGAGCUCGUGCAGGAAGUUGUGAAUCUGCAGAUAAAACAAGGCGGCGUUUUAAAUAUGGAUCGUCUUUACAAGAGUCUUCAACUAACCUGCCUAUCAAUGAGAAAACGUACCAGUUUCACAUGGAGUUAACUGAAACCUGUGUAGAUAUGAUGAGUCGCUAUACUCAUGCAAAUUUUGCUGCUGUCCCCAAAAGACCACCUUUGAUAGAAUUUUUACUUGCCGGUGGUCGCUCAAAAUCCUGGCUUGUUGGACACAAGAUCAUUUCCAUCACCACAAGUGGUGGCGGUAAGAAAGUUGGUUCACUUGGAGUUUGUGAAAAAUGUAUCAUGUUGUACAGGCAAGCUUGGGAAGACAGUUCAGCAAAGAAAGCCAAACAGACAGCUAAAGAGAAACAGCGUCAUAAAUUGGCUGGAUUAUACACACGUAGCAACAGUCACAUUGAGCAGACACAUCAUAACACACACAAUAGCAAUGGGUCAGAAGAUAUAGUGGGAGAAAAGAAACGAGCGGUAGACGACAUGGGGUUGCUGGAUUCAGACCAGUCUGUUUUUUUAGACGAAAACGAUCCUUUGGUUGAAAACCAGAAUAUGAAAACUUUUUUUCAAUCUAGUCCACAUAUCCUUCCAGAAGAAAAGAGUUCAUCAUCUUCCAGUACGAUGUUCUUGCCAAAUCAGUGCAACUGUUGGACUAUUGGUUGGGCUGAGGUGCGUAUCCGCUCCCCUAGCGGUAGCAUUUCAUGGAUGAUGCGGAUCGAAAACAGCCUAAACCCUUACAGCUGCCCCAGCGAUCUUCCAGUAGCUGACAUCAGUGUUCUACAGAUACCUGUACAACAACAGAGUCAGUUCUUCAAGAGUCGGGAGAAAUGUUAUAGUAGUGGUACAUUUAGCGACGAUGAAUAUGAGAACCAUUCCACACAGCAGACAUCUUUAGACCAGGAACUAAAGCAUCAUAGAAACACAGAUUUUACAAAUAAAGAAGAUGCAGCAGCUUCCAGUCCUGAAGAAGAGGAGGAAGAAGAGAAGAAGAAGCCUUCAGGUAGCAAUGCUCAGGAACAGCAAGGAGGCAAUCCCGUUGAACAGAAAGUAAAAGUGCUGAAGAAGAGUACCUCAUCUCCAUCACUGUUGUCUGUGAGUAACAGCUGUAGUAGUUGUGGGGGUGGGUCAGAUGCUGCAGCUGAACCAGGUUGUGUCAGAUCAGGCUCACGGUCAAAAGACAGACAGCUUAAGGGCACAUCCACUACAGAUGGCAGUAUGGCAUCGGGACUCACUCGGGUGAGGCCCAUCUCUACAGCACCAAUUGAGGCAUCAGCCAGUGGAGGAAGUAGGUAUUUUGAGGACUUACUGCGAAGUAUAAGACGGCAGUUGAAUCUGUCGACUAAGAAUUCGGACUCACAAUAUGACACUAACCAACAGAAUCAGACAUCCAGUCAGUAUUAUCAUCAACAACCAAUGACAGCACCAGCUGGAACCCAGUUACUUAGUCAUACCGCUUUCCCAUAUUCUCAGUCACAGCUGCAACAAGUCCAGCCGAAACGCCAACAAACUCCACCUUUGCCAAUUCCAAGUAGUUACUAUAAUGAUGAUCCGGGAUACAGACCAAGACUAAUGAGUAUGAAAGUGGCACCGACUCAUGUGGAUCCUGAUGAUUUUGAUGAGCAUGGUUCUUUAGAGUCCAUAGUUCCACACAGGCCACGUGGUCAGACGAUAUCAAUUCCAUCACCACACCACACCUACCAGAACCUAAAGAAAGUGCAGCAAGACAGUCAACAGAAGACGAAAGAAGAAAAGGAUGAAGUAAAGGGUGGUAUUGACCCCAGCUUUGUCUUUCUCCAAUUGUAUGAUGGGUUAAUAUUCUUGUCACCUCCUGACAUUCCUUUGCUAUUACCCAACAAUCAGGAUACACAACGAUCAUUAGAUAUCUUAGACUUUAUUCCAUCCUAUGAAACGCACAAAAUUGGUGUGUUAUAUGUUGGUGAGAAUCAGUGCAAUAGUGAAGUAGAUAUUCUAUCCAACCAACAUGGAUCAAAUCGGUACCAGAAGUUCAUAGAAAACUUGGGACAACUAAUACACUUAAAAGACACAGAUGGAAAAUGUGUUUUUCUUGGUGGACUUGAUGGACGGGAAAAAUCAGACGGCCAAUUUACCUACAGCUGGCAUGAUGAAUUCAUGCAAGUCAUCUUCCAUAUAGCCACAUUGAUGCCAAACAUGAAAAAUGAUAAACUUCGAAAUAACAAAAAACGUCACAUUGGUAACGACUAUGUGAAUAUAGUGUACAAUAAUAGUGAAGAGGACUAUGCAGUAACUACUCUACGGAGUGAAUUCAAUUUUGUAAACAUUAUCAUAGAACCGUUGGACUGUAACACUAAUGCAGUCAAAAUAGUUACCAGAGAAAACCAAAAUGCUGCUGUCAAAGACGUUAUAACGUCUGAUAUUGCUGAAUCUUUGGGACAAGAAUCCAAGACAAUUUCCGACGAUAAAUUAGCUGCUUUGGUUCGGCUAAUGGCAAUCCACUGUAAUUUGGCAUCUAUGGUCCUUUGGAGACAGAAAAGUAACCCUAAAGAUCCUUUUGCAUCUAAUUGGUUGGAACGUCUAAGACACAUGAAACGACUACGUAGUAAAGUAAUGGAGAAAUUGAAAACAGCUGCCGACGAGAGGGCUGGCUAUGAUCGGACUGAAGCAAAAGUUUUUCAUGAAGAUUUCACGGACUAUUCCUGAAGAUUUAAUCUUUCUAUAGCACACUUCUCCUUCUUCCAUUCUACAUCAGUCAUUUUUUUUCCUCUCCCUUUCUCUCUCUCUCUGUUUCUCUCUAUCUCUCUCUCAUAUCUGUCAACCCUCUCCUUUUUAUUUGCAUCAUUACCAUUUUCCAUCUAGAAAUCAUUCUUGUUGCCAAAAUGCUGGUGAUGUGUUUUCGUUUUUUUUUUUCCCUGUCUCACCAGUACCUCACCUUACAUAUAUAUAUAUAUAUAUGCGUAUAUAAAUAUAUAUAUAUACAUAUAUUUGUGUGUAUGUGUGUAUAU